UUGCAUUGGUCAUAAGUCAUAACUCAUAGAAGUGAUUAAGACAAACAUCAGACAUUGAAAGUUAAAUGUGAAUAGAAAAGAGAAUAAGAAAAUAAAACUUAAAAUAAAUUCGUUUUCGAAAAAAAGUUUCGUGUCGCCGUGUUUCAUAAAUAUAUUAUUCCCAUCCACCCCCAUUUAAUGCUGAUAUAAGAUCCGCACUUUACCUCAAAAUGUCACCAUUGUUCAGAUGCCAAAAGUCUCAAUCAUCGUAGUGACUAGGUCCGAAUUCGUUAGUCUCUCAAGUCCAACAAAACGAUGCCAAAAUAUGGACGAAUUUGAAAACGCUAAUGGAUCUGCAGCUGGAUAGAGAGUCAGACGUUCCAGCACCAUCAUCACCAACACCAACACUACCACCAAAACCUCGGCCACCAUCAGCAGCAGGAGCAUCACAAGCGCCACCUUUGCAAUCAUCAGAAGCUGUUAGAAUGGGAGCAUGUAUGGGCCGUUGCAUUGCGGAUAAGAGUUCCUGUUUGAAAAGAUGGCGUUCAACAGAUGAACACGAGACUGAACUUAUGACUGAUGAAGAAGAAGAUGACAGCAAAACACAGAGGCGAAAAAACAAAGAACGUAAACAUAUUUUUAGAAUAAUUAAGUUUAGACGAAAGAAUCGUAAGCAGUUCGUAGAUAAGUUUAUGGAACGUCAAGACUUAAAUUAUUCAAGGCUAAGCAAGACACCUACAACAGAUCUAACGGAUAUACAACUACAAAGCCUUGAUGCUCAAACUCUUCUUGUGACAGCCGCCGCCAACAACGUCACUACGACCAAUACCUUUGUACCGGCAGUAUCUUCACGCACCAGUUCCUCCCUCGAUCUAGAAUGGGAACAUGAAUACGGUCAACAUAAUCACCAUCAUUCAAAUUCAAAUCGAGGACUCUCUCGAUCGUGGCUAUUUAUAGAUGGCGCUGAAGCCGAUACCAAUGGUGACAUCGAUGGUGGGGAAACUAGUGACGACAACAAACCACUCUUCAAUUCACCACCUUCAGAUGAUAGUAGAGGAGUUAUUCUAGGAAAACAACAUCUAAACAGAGCCUUUAAUGAUGGACAAUUGAUGACUUCACAAAUGGCCAAAAGCAAUUCGAAUCUGCAACAGCAACACCAACAACAACAACAAUCGAAUUUCACACGUACCUCAUCUCGAACAAGCUGGUCACAUAUCUCUACUCCUGAAUCCUUAGAAUGGGACAUCGAUGAAGAUCAAACAAAUCGAAUGCGUUUGGAAGAUGAUAAUUUGGACCAUGAAACCCUCGAACUUUUGCAUCAAAUUGAAAUGCUCAAGAAUAAGGUACUCAAUGAGACUGGUGAUGGUCUAGAUGGAAUUGAAUUUCCCAGCAAUGGUGGUGAUAGUUGAUUUCAUAAUUUAAUUUAGAAAAUGGUGGAGUAGAGUUCAAAUCAUAAAUCAGCUGUCAUCGCCGUCGUCGUCGCCAGGGUAAAUUAAUUUUUAAAAUAUUUGUUUCUAUAAAUUAGUUGCUAAGAAUUGUUUUUUUUUUUGAAUAUUUUGUACUAUGGAUUUUUUAUAAGGAAUUUAUCUUUUAAGUCGCUAUAUGCCGUCCAUAUUAAACUCUCAAAAUACUCUCAGACAUCAUAUGAUAGUUUUUAGUUAAAACUUCAGAGAACAAAUAACUGAUACUUAAUUUGACAUCUUUCUUUUUGCAAAAAUUUAAAUAAGUUCAUUUGUCAUUUUCAUAUGCAAUAGACUUUCUUUCACUUUGAGUCCACAUUAGCGAGUAACCAAGCCUAAAAAUAGAUUUUCUACUCGCUAGUCUCUUUCGAAGCCAAUUUCGCAGCGAAUAAAGGGAUGUAUAGUGAGUGUUUCCACAAGCUGACAGCGGCUGUCAAAUUAUUUGCUACUCAACCCACAGCGGAUUUGAAAUCGAACAAUAUUUCAAUUCUCUCGUUAAUGUUUUUUUAAUUGAAUCGAUUGAUUCGGAUUCUACAUGAGCGAGUAGAUUUCAGAGAGAAAUAUUCAAACUGUCAUUAAAAACUAUAUCAGGUUUAAGGUUAAGUUGGAGAAAUCGGAAAGUGUUAUUAAUUCUUCGUUCAGGAUUACCCGUGGCAUGAUGGUUUGUGUGUUGGACUGUCUUGCCAGAGGUCUUUUGUUCGAUCCCUGUCUGUGCCAUCUAAAGUCUUUUCACGGGUACUGCCUCUUGCGAGGAAUUGACAAAUUCUCGAAGAGUAACUCUUGUCAUGAAAAAGUGCUUUCUCAAAUUAGCCGUUCGGAUUCGGCAUAUAAACUGUAGGUCCCCUUCAUUCCUGACAACAUUACUCCUUUUUCUUUUUUUCUACCAGUCCUAAUUUUAAAAACAAGUAACAGUUACUCGCUAAUUAAUUUCAAAAAUGUGUCUUCAUAUAUUUUGAUUUUGACGAAUAACUCGACAAAUAUACGUUUUGCGUUGACUUAACCAAAAUCAAAACUGACACUGACAAUUGUCGUCAGUCACAUUACUUAUUAUUUGUUUGUUUGUGAUUUACCGCAAAAAGCUAACAUUUACAUUUACAUUUGUUUAAUCAUUAAGUUUACUGAAGUAAAGAUUAGACCGGCUCUCGAAAGUUCGAAUAUUUUAAAAUUAGUAGAAAAGCUGUCAAACUGUGCUGAUCAUCAACGUAGACAGUGUCAAUGUAUGUAACAAAUGUGUUGUCUGGACAGGUUGACAGUCGGUAUUCUUUUUGGACGCCACAGAGACAUCUGUCAUUCAAAAGACAAAUAAAAGUACGAUUCUUUUAUAAAGUUUCUAUUUUCUUAAAAUAGAAACAAAUAUUUGCUAAGCAAGUUUUUCAUCUCUCAUUGGUCAUCUGAUAAAAAAUUAAAGGCUGUUGGGUUCAAAGAUUUGAAAUACAAACUGUAUUUGUUUUAGUUGAGAAUUGCGUUAAGAAAAACACGUCAUGAGGGAGUCAAUAUAUUGUAUUUUUGUUGUACAUAUAUUUGUUUUCUUUAUUUCUUUUAUUGCAUCUCUUUUGAACAACAAAAAAACAAAAAUAAUAAAGUGCCUAGUAUAAAAAAGCAUUGAAUAUAUAAAUUGAAAAUUUUGUUUUUUCGCCUAUUAUUUUUCUUACGAGCAUUUAAUUAAUUUUGAUAAAUUGAAUGAUUAAAUCAUAAUAAUUAAAUUAUAAAAACAAUUAUGUAUAUAUCUAUAUAUGUUAAAAUAAAACCUAAAAAACAAAAGUUUAUCUUCCAUUUAACUAUCAUCCACAACAAUUGGCUAUUAAAUCAAAAUAAUAAGCACAUACCUGUAAGGUACUUAAAAACAAACACAUUUUGAGACUUAAGGGUUCAAAAGUGAAAUGCUUACCUUAAAAUUUAAAAGCAUUUCAGGAUAUUUAAGGUACUUGAGCUUUAGUGCUUGAAAUAGAAAUAAAAUAUCAAAUUAAAGUACUAAAGUAAAAGGCCUUAAUGCUAAGGUAUGUAAGUACUGGAGCACUCCUUCAAAUACUGUAAAACCUCAUUGAACUUGUUCAGUAACUUGAAGGAUUUUUUUUCGAUUUCAAUUAAAUUGAGCAAUGUACCUGCUUUAACAACUUGUUGAAUUCCCUAAGCACUUUCAAUUUCUGGAAGCCAGCUUUGAAAAAAAGGACUGAGGGGUUUCAAAUUCCACAAAAACUUAAAUUCCAAUACUUGUUGAACUUUGUUAUACGAGUAUGUUCAAGAACAAGAAUUUUAAGUAGCAAUUGAUUUCAUAUUUAUAGUUUAAGUACACGGAUCUGAUUAAAAGCAUUCGAAAAUCAGUAUUUGAUUUAUGUACGUUGAUUGUUUUCAAAAUCGUUUCCUAUUUCAUUACUAUCAUUGGUAAAAAUCCCACCCCAUUAAUAAUUAAUUUAAUAUUUAAACAAAACCAAAGACAUAAAAACGAAAUGUUCGAAUUGAAAAUGUGAAUUAAAAAAAACCUACCUGUAAUAGUUGUUAAAAAUUGUUCUUCUUGCCUCUAGACCUUAGACAUAUCUCUAAAAAUAUUUAUAUAUAGUUUCUUUUAUUAAUAAUAAUUUUCUCAUAUUAAUUUUCCAUUAAAACAUAAAUUAUUUAUUGUGAAUUGUUCAUUUUACAUGUUGUGUAAUUUUAUGGAUGAAAUUAAAAUAUAUUUAUAUAGAAAAGUAAGAAAAGCUUGAAAGGUUUGAAGAGAAAGUUUAUAAAAUUAUGUUUGCAGAAAUUUAAACAAAUCAACAAAAUUUAAAAUCAAAUAUAACGUUGAGUUCAUAUUAUGAAAAAGAACAAAAUAAAGUUUAUUAAUAUAAUCAAAAAAAAAAUCACACAGAAAAAAGAUACAAAUAUAUAAAGAAUCGUAAAUAUUUUGUAUAUACGAAUACGUAUUCAUAUUUAUUAUUAAAAAUAAAAAUUAAAAUAAAAAAUA
This is a messenger RNA of Eupeodes corollae, 4380 nucleotides long. RefSeq lists its product as uncharacterized. The transcript has 4 exons. The record is from RefSeq and is a predicted model, not a curated record. NCBI's taxonomy places the organism in Eukaryota, Metazoa, Arthropoda, Insecta, Diptera, Syrphidae. The coding region runs from base 327 to 1388 and encodes 353 amino acids.